GCGCAGCCGGGCUCUGGGAAGCGCUGCCGCGCUCGAAAGGUUGUGUCGGGGGCGCCGUCCUAGUGGCGGGGAGCGCACGGCUGAGGGGACAUGAGAUCGGAGAAAUCCCUUACGUUGGCGGCGCCGGGGGAGGUCCGUGGGCCGGAGGGGGAGCAACAGGAUGCGGGAGACUUCCCGGAGGCCGGCGCAGCGGGGGGCUGCUGUAGUAGCGAGAGGCUGGUGAUCAAUAUCUCCGGGUUGCGCUUUGAGACACAACUGCGCACCCUGUCGCUGUUUCCCGACACGCUGCUGGGAGACCCUGGCCGCCGUGUCCGCUUCUUCGACCCCCUGAGGAACGAGUACUUCUUCGACCGCAACCGGCCCAGCUUCGACGCCAUCCUCUACUACUACCAGUCCGGGGGCCGGCUGCGGAGGCCGGUCAACGUGCCCUUGGACAUCUUCCUGGAGGAGAUCCGCUUCUACCAGCUGGGCGAAGAGGCCCUGGCAGCCUUCAGGGAGGACGAGGGCUGCCUGCCUGAAGGCGGAGAAGACGAGAAGCCACUGCCUUCCCAGCCCUUCCAGCGUCAGGUGUGGCUUCUCUUCGAGUACCCAGAGAGCUCUGGGCCCGCCAGGGGCAUCGCCAUCGUCUCGGUAUUAGUCAUUCUCAUCUCCAUCGUCAUCUUUUGCCUGGAGACCUUGCCCCAGUUCCGUGCAGAUGGUCGAGGUGGAAGCAAUGGUGGUGGUGUGAACAGAGUCUCCCCCAUUUCCAAGGGGAGUCAUGAGGAAGAGGAGGAUGAAGACGAUGCCUAUACGUUUCAUCCUGGCAUCACCCCUGGGAGAGUGGGGUCAGGGGGCUCAUCUUCACUGAGUACUCUCGGGGGCUCCUUCUUUACUGACCCCUUCUUUCUGGUGGAGACUCUGUGCAUCGUUUGGUUCACCUUUGAGCUCCUGGUGCGCUUCUCUGCCUGCCCCAGCAAACCAGCCUUCUUCCGCAACAUCAUGAACAUCAUUGACUUGGUGGCCAUUUUCCCCUACUUUAUCACUCUGGGCACUGAGCUGGUGCAGCAGCAGGAGCAGCAGUCAGCCAGUGGAGUGGGUGGCCAGAAUGGGCAGCAGGCCAUGUCCCUGGCCAUUCUCCGAGUGAUCCGCCUGGUCCGGGUGUUCCGCAUCUUCAAGCUCUCCCGCCACUCCAAGGGGCUGCAGAUCCUGGGCAAGACCUUGCAGGCCUCCAUGCGGGAGCUGGGCCUGCUCAUCUUCUUCCUCUUCAUUGGAGUCAUCCUCUUCUCCAGUGCCGUCUACUUCGCAGAGGCUGAUGAUGACGAUUCGCUCUUUCCCAGCAUCCCAGAUGCCUUCUGGUGGGCAGUGGUUACGAUGACCACCGUAGGUUAUGGGGACAUGUACCCCAUGACAGUGGGGGGCAAGAUCGUGGGCUCACUGUGUGCCAUCGCUGGGGUCCUCACUAUCGCCCUGCCGGUGCCUGUUAUUGUAUCCAACUUCAACUACUUCUACCACCGGGAGACAGAGCAGGAGGAACAAGGCCAGUAUACCCAUGUCACUUGUGGGCAGCCUGCACCGGACCUGAAGGCAGCUGACAAUGGACUUGGCAAGCCUGAAUUAUCCGAGGCCACCCGGGAACGGAGACCCAGCUACCUUCCCACUCCACAUCGGUUGUAUGCAGAGAAAAGGAUGCUCACUGAGGUUUGACCACUGCAGGCAGGGCCUACAUGAGAAGGGUGACACCGAGCAAAUAAUUUCUUAGGCUUCCUUCUCAU
Pteropus alecto (black flying fox) is the source of this 1751-nucleotide messenger RNA. It is a transcript of the gene KCNA6, whose product is annotated as potassium voltage-gated channel subfamily A member 6. Gene Ontology annotation, molecular function: protein binding; delayed rectifier potassium channel activity. The record is from RefSeq and is a predicted model, not a curated record. NCBI's taxonomy places the organism in Eukaryota, Metazoa, Chordata, Mammalia, Chiroptera, Pteropodidae. The coding region runs from base 91 to 1683 and encodes 530 amino acids. Gene Ontology annotation, biological process: potassium ion transmembrane transport; protein homooligomerization. The transcript has a single exon. Gene Ontology annotation, cellular component: voltage-gated potassium channel complex; membrane.